Molecule: messenger RNA, 2573 nt
Organism: Suncus etruscus (white-toothed pygmy shrew)
Lineage: Eukaryota; Metazoa; Chordata; Mammalia; Eulipotyphla; Soricidae
Gene: GOSR1
Product: golgi SNAP receptor complex member 1
Exons: 9
Coding region: 3-755 (250 amino acids)
Biological process (GO): vesicle fusion; endoplasmic reticulum to Golgi vesicle-mediated transport
Cellular component (GO): cis-Golgi network; SNARE complex; Golgi membrane
Molecular function (GO): SNAP receptor activity
Source: RefSeq, a predicted model, not a curated record
AGAUGGCGGCAGGGACUAGCAAUUACUGGGAAGAUCUCAGGAAACAGGCUCGACAACUGGAAAAUGAACUUGACCUGAAACUAGUUUCCUUCAGUAAACUCUGUACAAGUUACAGCCACAGCAGUGCCCGAGAUGGAAGACGCGACAGGUAUAGCUCUGACACAACACCCCUUUUAAAUGGAUCAAGCCAAGACAGAAUGUUCGAAACUAUGGCAAUUGAGAUUGAACAGCUUUUGGCAAGGCUUACAGGAGUGAAUGAUAAAAUGGCAGAAUAUACCAAUAAUGCUGGUGUUCCUUCCUUAAAUGCAGCACUGAUGCAUACAUUACAGCGGCAUAGAGACAUCCUGCAGGAUUACACACAUGAAUUUCAUAAAACCAAAACAAACUUUACGGCAAUACGGGAAAGGGAAAAUCUCAUGGGAUCUGUACGAAAGGAUAUUGAAUCUUAUAAAAGUGGGUCUGGUAUAAACAACAGAAGAACUGAAUUGUUUUUGAAAGAACAUGACCACCUGCGAAACUCUGAUCGUCUGAUAGAAGAGACAAUAAGUAUCGCUAUGGCAACAAAAGAAAAUAUGACUUCCCAGAGAGGAAUGUUGAAAUCAAUUCAAAGCAAAAUGAAUACUUUGGCCAAUCGUUUUCCUGCUGUGAAUAGUCUGAUCCAACGAAUCAACCUUAGGAAACGGCGAGACUCGCUCAUCUUGGGUGGCGUUAUUGGUGUCUGUACCAUCCUCUUGCUACUGUAUGCUUUCCAUUGAUGGGACGGCUCCAGAGACUCUUGACAACCACCACUUUCACACCAUGACCUGGAAUAAAAAAAAGGAGAAGUUGAUUGUCUUGAUAAUUAGCCUGACUGAUGGGAUUAAUCCAAGACUAACAGCAGUGGACACUCUGACUUGGUCAGGUUAAGCUGAAGCCACAGUUUUUCUGUGCUGACUUUUCUAACACAUUUCCAUCUGUUUUUAGUUAUUUUUUUAAUUUUUUUUCUUAAGUUGAUUUUUAUUUUCUCCCCAUGGAGGUAAGUAAACCAAUCAAAAACAGAGUUUCUGUGUUUUGGAGAUAGUAUUGAUGGCUGUUGACAAGCCAGGUCUUACAGCUGAACUCUUCAGGAAACAAGGUUUCACUAUAUCCAAAGACUGCUUUCCUUUUCAACUACCAGAUUGAGUUGUAAAUAAAAGUAGUUCUUAUUCUUUUACUCUGUCCUUAAGAUGAGAAAUCACAAGUUAUUUUGUGAUAAUCUAUGUAUAAAUUCAUACUCUCUGUCUCCAUCUCUUAAUUUUCAAAGAAAGUUCUUUUUUUUUUUUUUUUUAUCCAUUCUUUGAGAUUCUGACUGGUAAACUUCAGCCCAAUUGAAGUGGUCAAAAACAAAAGUCAAACACUGCAAAAACAACCAGUUUUUCUUUUUUGUGUAUGUGUGCUCACUACAGGUUUAAGUAUGUUAUAAUGGAUAAACAUCAAGAAUGAAAGACUUAUUUUAAAGGAGUCAGUCAUUAUUUUGAUUUUUUUUUAUUUAUUCUGUUGGAAUAAUAAUACUUUUACAGGUGAAAGUGAAAUCUAAAUUCUACCAUGAUAGUAGAAACUAAUAAUCAAUGUUUAUCAAUGUCCCAACUAUUUCUCAUGUCAGGAUUGUUACUAGUAACUGAAGAGAGAACUACUGAGUUUUCAGUAAGAUCAAUACAAUAAGCCAUGCAUAAAAAGAUGAAGGGUUCACCAUCCAGAUAAUACCAUUUGUAUCUGCUCAAUUGUUGAUGAGCAAAAGCCUGAUAUACCAGAAAUACUGUGUUCUAUGAAAGCUUGUUCAUUCCAAAUCUGUUGUGCUUUCCAAACACCCAGAGAAUGGCUUCACAAUUGAAGGUGCACACGAAAGAAUCUGUCUCCAUGCACCUGUCUGCUGUUGCUAUCCCUGGACAAUGUCAUAAUUUUAAGCCACCUACCAGAAUUUGUUUCAAGUUUAACCACUUCUCAGAUCCUAUAAAUGUAUUAUCUGAACCAUCACAAAAAAGUUUGAAAUUUUCCAACAUCAGAAAGACGUCUUCAUCAGUGGAAUUGACUAUGAUAUUUGUAAUAAUGGCUUCCAACUGUGCAACAGGGAGUAAAAAAGAUUCUAGCAUGUCAUUCUUAACAGCAUAGUGUAUCAAUAUUAUCUUUCAACAGACUUGAUUUCUAGACCAAUGAAUAGACCAACCCUUGGUCUGGUACAGACUGAAAGGUUUUUUUGUUCUAGUGUCAAAGUUUUAUUAUGUUCCUAUAUGAAGGGAAUUUGAUAUUUUUAACAGGUUUAUUUUUCUAAAUAUGGGUUGAUUGAUGGAGAUAGUUGAUUGGGGAUGCCCUUAGAAGAAAACUUAAGUUUUCCCAAUGUAACCUUAAAAAAUAAGGGAAGUAAGUUAAUUUAUUAAAUUCUCUGUCAAGAGAAUGAAACAACUCUCCCCUGAUACUUUAUUAUCUUUGAUUUUUCAAAGGUCCUUGAUUGGUGGUUGUGCCUCAGCUAGAAUAUAUGGGACUUUGGUUGCUAUAUAGUUGGCAUUUAUAAAAUCUAAAGUAUCAUAAAUAAAGUUAUUUAUUUAAUUAUAUUAGAA